AGUUCUCUAACACAUCCUAAUCCGUAAGGUACCAAUAUAUAGAAUUAAGGAAGUUUUGUGUAGGAAAAUUUUCGUAGAAAUGAAGUUGUGCAGUUUCAAAAUUGUCAUAUUCUGUAUCUUUUUCUUUCAUGGCUACCAUCAGUCCCUUGCUUUGAAACACUACCGUUUUGAGCUAAAGGAAGCAAAAUACAGACGAUUGUGUAGCACAAAGAAGAUUUUAACGGUGAAUGGGCAAUUUCCGGGGCCAACUAUACGUGUUCACAGAGGGGAUACAUUUAUCGUCGAUGUCAUUAACAGAGGCAAUUACAAUGUCACCAUCCACUGGCAUGGAGCACCAAUGACUCGAAAUCCAUGGAAUGAUGGGCCAGAAUAUAUAACACAAUGCCCAAUUCCACCAGGAGGUAAGUUUAGGCAGAAAAUAAUACUUGCACACGAAGAAGGCACUCUCUGGUGGCAUGCUCAUAGCAAUUGGACCAGAGCUACUGUAAAUGGCGCCUUUCUCAUCUAUCCUAGGCCCGGAUCUACCUAUCCUUUCCCUAAACCUCAUGCUGAAGUCCCCAUCAUCAUAGGAGAAUGGUGGAAGGUCGAUAUAGAGGUGCUUUACCAUGCAUUUCUAGGGACAGGAGGCGACCCCAACGUUUCUGAUUCUUUCUUGAUUAAUGGUCAGCCUGGUGACCUAUAUCCGUGCUCCAAACAAGAUACAUUUAGGCUGAAGGUCGUUCAAGGAAAAACUUACCUACUUCGAAUAAUCAAUUCGGUGAUGCAAAAUAUGAUGUUUUUUGGAGUAGCAAAUCAUGAACUUACAGUUGUUGGGUCAGAUGGAAGCUAUACAAAGCCAUUCACAAGCAAUUACAUUACUAUAUCUCCUGGGCAAACAAUAGAUGUCCUUCUUAAGGCCAACAACCUUCCUAACCAUUACUACAUGGCUGCUAGAGUUUACGAACGCACACCAAGCAUACCUAUUGAUAACACUACAACUACUGGAAUUAUCCAAUAUUAUGGUGAUUAUACUCCUAAUUCACCUCCUCUAUUGCCAAUCCUCCCUGCAACCAACGAUUUAAAUGCGUCUGUAAACUUUACCAACUCGCUUAGGAGUUUAGCGAGUAAAGAUCACCCUGUCGAAGUCCCCUUACAAAUUAGUAGGAGACUUUUCUAUACAUUGUCAAUUAACACCUUCCCGUGCGAGGUUGGAAAUUCAUGCGAGGGGCCUAAUAAUACUCGUCUUUCUGCGAGUGUCAACAAUAUAUCUUUUGUUAAUCCUACCAUUGACAUACUUGAGGGUUAUUACCACAUGAUUAAUGGUCAAUUUACGACCAACUUUCCAGAUAAACCACCCUUGAACUUCAAUUAUACGGCACCUAUUUUGCCAUUAGAGUUCCAAUUGCCAGAGCGAGGGACAAAGGUGAAAGUACUGGAUUAUAAUGCAACCGUGGAGCUUGUUUUUCAAGGGACUAAUGUGGUUGCUGGAACUGAUCAUCCAAUGCACAUUCAUGGCUAUAAUUUCUAUGUCGUUGGAUCAGGGUUCGGAAAUUUUGACAAAGAUAAAGACCCUUUGAAUUAUAAUCUGCUUGAUCCUCCUUAUCAAAAUACAAUUGCUAUUCCUUAUAAUGGUUGGACGGCUAUAAGAUUUACAGCUAAUAAUCCAGGAGUUUGGUUUGUGCAUUGUCACUUGGAUCGUCACUCUACAUGGGGAAUGAACAUGGUAUUUAUAGUAAAAAAUGGUAAAACGCGGGAAUCAAGAAUGUUACCUCCUCCACCAGACAUGCCACGUUGUUGAAAGACUAGACCGUUUUGGGUUUAAAUUACUAGCAACUAAGCGUGUAAACCAUAA
Molecule: messenger RNA, 1831 nt
Organism: Beta vulgaris subsp. vulgaris (sugar beet)
Lineage: Eukaryota; Viridiplantae; Streptophyta; Magnoliopsida; Caryophyllales; Amaranthaceae
Product: laccase-14
Exons: 6
Coding region: 80-1777 (565 amino acids)
Biological process (GO): lignin catabolic process
Cellular component (GO): apoplast
Molecular function (GO): hydroquinone:oxygen oxidoreductase activity; copper ion binding
Source: RefSeq, a predicted model, not a curated record